Molecule: messenger RNA, 399 nt
Organism: Paramuricea clavata
Lineage: Eukaryota; Metazoa; Cnidaria; Anthozoa; Malacalcyonacea; Plexauridae
Source: the annotation of a GenBank genome assembly
AUGAACAGCGGCGCUGACGUUACAGUGAUAACUUUAACAGUAUAUCAACAACGAAAACUACAGUCAACACUCAAGUCGACUGGCAAAGUUUUUAUGGGCCCGUGCAAUUACAAAAUGAACUGUAUAGGAACAUUCACUUCACAGCUGCGACACGAGGACAAGACAACUACAGAAGAAAUCUUCGUCGUUAAAGGACUCGAAAGAUCAUUAUUUGGAAGACAAGCAGCCCACAGUCUGAAUUUACUCAACUGUGUCGACGCCCUAAACAGCAACGAAAUGAAAGAAAGCGUCAAAGAAAAGUAUCCCAAUCUUUUCACUGGUCUUGGACAAAUUAAAGACCAAGAGUAUGAUAUUAAAGUCACGCACGAAGCAACACGUUUUGCAAUCACGGUUCCAUGA